This is a messenger RNA of Paralichthys olivaceus (Japanese flounder), 1190 nucleotides long. RefSeq names its product green-sensitive opsin. Gene Ontology annotation, molecular function: G protein-coupled photoreceptor activity. Gene Ontology annotation, biological process: G protein-coupled receptor signaling pathway; cellular response to light stimulus; visual perception. Gene Ontology annotation, cellular component: photoreceptor outer segment; plasma membrane. NCBI's taxonomy places the organism in Eukaryota, Metazoa, Chordata, Actinopteri, Pleuronectiformes, Paralichthyidae. The record is from RefSeq and is a predicted model, not a curated record.
AUGGUUUGGGACGGAGGAAUCGAGCCCAAUGGCACAGAGGGCAAGAACUUCUACAUCCCCAUGUCCAACAGGACUGGGAUUGUUAGAAGUCCUUUUGAAUACCCUCAGUUUUACAUGGUAGAUUCUAUGAUGUACAAACUUCUAGCUUUCUACAUGUUCUUCCUGAUCUGCACUGGAACCCCCAUCAACGGUCUGGCAGUGCUGGUCACGUUUCAGAACAAGAAACUCAGGCAACCUCUCAACUACAUCCUGGUCAACCUGGCCGUGGCCGGACUCAUCAUGUGCUGCUUCGGAUUCACCAUCACCAUCACCUCUGCUUUUAACGGCUACUUCAUUCUGGGAGCCACUUUCUGCGCUAUUGAGGGAUUCAUGGCUACACUCGGAGGUGAAGUCGCUCUCUGGUCUCUGGUCGUCCUGGCUGUUGAGAGAUACAUCGUCGUCUGCAAACCCAUGGGAAGCUUCAAGUUCAGCGGAACUCAUGCAGGAGCUGGAGUCCUCUUCACCUGGAUCAUGGCUUUUGCAUGUGCUGGCCCCCCACUGUUCGGCUGGUCCAGGUACCUCCCUGAGGGCAUGCAGUGCUCUUGCGGACCAGACUAUUACACUCUGGCCCCCGGCUACAACAAUGAGUCAUACGUCAUCUACAUGUUUGUCGUCCACUUCUUCGUUCCCGUCUUUGUGAUUUUCUUCACAUACGGAAGCCUUGUGCUGACAGUCAAAGCUGCUGCAGCUCAGCAGCAGGAGUCAGAGUCCACCCAGAAGGCUGAGAGGGAAGUGACACGUAUGUGCGUCCUGAUGGUCAUUGGCUUCCUCGUGGCUUGGACCCCAUAUGCCACUUUCGCUGGCUGGAUCUUCAUGAACAAGGGAGCUGCCUUCACCGCCCUGACUGCAUCCAUCCCUGCCUUCUUUGCUAAGAGCUCAGCUCUCUAUAACCCUGUUAUCUACGUGCUGAUGAACAAACAGUUCCGUAACUGCAUGCUGAGCGCUAUUGGAAUGGGAGGCAUGGUGGAGGAUGAGACCUCAGUGUCUGCCAGCAAAACAGAAGUGUCCUCUGUUUCUUAAACAUAAAGACAUUUUCAUUAACCUGGACAUUUUCCUUUCCACUGUCUCUUCAAUCUGGAAUAAUCCUCAAUGUGGACUGAGUGAGGUUCAGGGACGUCUGAACUACUUGACCAGUGAUGAACGGCUCCAGG